CAGCCAUCAAACCUCCCAAACCUGCGACGUCUAUUCGUAGAAGCUCGCACCGAGGGCGAAGAGAGCGCAUACUCCAGGAAUGCUUUCUACAACCUCGUGAUCUUCAUGUCUUCGGUUGCAGUCUUCAGUCUGGUCGCCCAGCGUAUGAGCACAGGAAAAGUUGCAGGCUCGUAG
Messenger RNA from Trematosphaeria pertusa, 174 nucleotides. RefSeq lists its product as uncharacterized. The record is from RefSeq and is a predicted model, not a curated record. The transcript is spliced from 2 exons. Gene Ontology annotation, biological process: outer mitochondrial membrane organization. Lineage: Eukaryota; Fungi; Ascomycota; Dothideomycetes; Pleosporales; Trematosphaeriaceae. The annotation marks the transcript as partial.